GAGGGAGGGAAAGCGAAGAAGAAUACGGAGAGAGGAAAAGCCCAUUUUCCUCACGGGUCAUCCGGGACACCUUUGCCGUUCAAAAGUUUCACACUUCACACGUAUCUCUCUCUUUUCUCCACGCAUAUGUACAAGCGAAUCCCACUUUGAAAUGUCAACACCCUCCUUGAGUCUUCCCCUUUUCUGGUCUUCUCUUCCCAUCUAGCUCUCUCUCUCUCUCUCUCUCUCUCUCUCUCUCUCUCUCUCUCUGCGCGUGUUUUGGGGUGGAUUUGGAAUUUGGGGAUUGGGCUUCAGGGAUUAAGGAGCCAUGUCGGCGGAGGCAUGCUUCGGUGGUUCCGGCGACCAUAGCAUCAAAGGACUGCCCACGCAUGGCGGUCGUUAUGUUCAGUACAAUGUGUACGGUAACCUCUUCGAAGUUUCCAGAAAGUAUGUUCCUCCUCUGCGCCCCAUCGGCAGAGGCGCUUACGGUAUCGUCUGUGCCGCUUUGAACUCAGAGACGGGUGAAGAGGUGGCUAUUAAGAAGAUUGGUAAUGCAUUUGACAACAUCAUCGACGCCAAAAGAACUUUGAGAGAGAUUAAGCUUCUGAGGCAUAUGGGUCAUGAAAACGUCAUUGCCAUAAAGGACAUAAUAAAACCACCGCAGCGGGAGAACUUCAAUGAUGUUUACAUAGUUUAUGAGUUAAUGGACACUGACCUUCACCAGAUUAUUCGCUCAAACCAACAGUUAACUGAUGACCAUUGCCGGUUCUUCCUGUAUCAGUUGUUACGAGGGCUCAAGUAUGUGCAUUCAGCCAAUGUAUUGCAUCGUGAUCUAAAGCCAAGCAAUCUGCUUCUGAACGCAAACUGUGACCUCAAGAUUGGGGAUUUUGGGCUUGCAAGAACAAAAUCUGAGACAGAUUUCAUGACUGAAUAUGUUGUUACACGUUGGUACCGAGCACCAGAAUUGCUCCUCAAUUGUUCUGAAUACACAGCAGCAAUUGAUAUAUGGUCGGUCGGUUGUAUACUUGGUGAAAUAAUGACCAGGGAGCCGUUGUUUCCCGGCAAAGAUUAUGUCCAUCAGCUCAGACUCAUCACUGAGCUUAUAGGUUCACCGGAUGACUCGAGCCUUGGGUUCCUAAGGAGUGACAAUGCGAGAAGAUACGUGAGACAGCUACCACAGUACCCGAGGCAGAAUUUCGCUGCUAGAUUCACCAACAUGUCACAUGGUGCUGUCAAUUUGCUGGAGAGAAUGCUCGUCUUUGAUCCUAGCAGGCGUAUAACAGUGGAUGAGGCGCUGUGCCAUCCGUACCUGGCCCCACUGCACGACAUAAACGAGGAACCAGUGUGUGCGAUGCCCUUCAGUUUUGAUUUUGAGCAGCCUACCCUCACCGAAGAAAACAUCAAGGAGCUCAUAUACCGUGAAUCCGUCAAGUACAACCCCUUGUAGACAGGACAGGACAGGACAGGACAAUAACCCUCUUUGAGAAACUCUCUAUCUCUGUUGGUUUCUUGAAUCUGAUAAUGUCUGUAAUAUGAUGAUGAGGAAGAAACAGCUUUGAGAGUUACAUCUGUUUAAUUGUGUUCGUGUUCUUGAACUUUUAUACAUGCUUCUCCUCAUUCUGAAA
Messenger RNA from Tarenaya hassleriana, 1604 nucleotides. RefSeq names its product mitogen-activated protein kinase 4. Gene Ontology annotation, biological process: intracellular signal transduction; protein phosphorylation. The record is from RefSeq and is a predicted model, not a curated record. The coding region runs from base 308 to 1426 and encodes 372 amino acids. Gene Ontology annotation, cellular component: cytoplasm; nucleus. Gene Ontology annotation, molecular function: MAP kinase activity; ATP binding. NCBI's taxonomy places the organism in Eukaryota, Viridiplantae, Streptophyta, Magnoliopsida, Brassicales, Cleomaceae. The transcript is spliced from 6 exons.